Molecule: messenger RNA, 687 nt
Organism: Blepharisma stoltei
Lineage: Eukaryota; Ciliophora; Heterotrichea; Heterotrichida; Blepharismidae
Source: the annotation of a GenBank genome assembly
AUGGAAGAUCAUGUGUCGCUUGGCGAGCAUACCCUUGCUGACAGCAAGGAAUCCCCGAUACCUACUAAAGCCCAAAAGAGAUGAAAACUCUUGCAAAACGUAAUUUUCGCUUCACAUCUUUUUAGAAACCAAGAGAUAAAAGUAAUGCAAGAUAUUAAUGAACUUGUCCAAGACCUUCAAGGUAGCCCAGCCCGAUUUGAAAUGCCUAGAACACAUACCAUGCUUGACGAUGUCCUUGACGAGCAUAAAGUUACAGAUAAACUAUUUAUCUUAAUUCAAAGAUCUUCUAAAAAAGAUUUAAAUGAUAUGGAACGACUAAUAGAAAACCACCCAAAACGAUUCGUAAGGAAUUUCAAAGAUCCUGAUUCAUAUUUGAAUAAGAAAAACAUCCAAGGGAUAAGGCCACUAUAUGAGGCCUCUAAACAUGGGUAUUUGGAAACUGUACAAAUUUUGCUUGAUUAUGGUGCUGACUGCCAUUUAAAAAGUAAUUUGAGGAAAAACGAAGAGGAAAAUGCUUUGCAGGUUGCUGUAAGAUGGGGUCAUUUUGAAGUUGUUAAACUGUUUCUGCAAAAUUCGACUUGAAGAAAAGAUGAAUUAAAAGCUGCAUUAAAAUUAUCAAAUAAUCCUAAAAUUUCUGAAAUUAUCAGAUCAUAUAUGCCAAAAGGUCGUUUUUGCAUGUGCAGAUAG